This is a messenger RNA of Prunus mume (Japanese apricot), 2858 nucleotides long. RefSeq names its product protein ACTIVITY OF BC1 COMPLEX KINASE 8, chloroplastic. Gene Ontology annotation, biological process: regulation of response to reactive oxygen species. The record is from RefSeq and is a predicted model, not a curated record. NCBI's taxonomy places the organism in Eukaryota, Viridiplantae, Streptophyta, Magnoliopsida, Rosales, Rosaceae.
CAUCUUCCUCCCACUCCAGCAGUCGUUCUGUCUUCUUCUUCUUCUUCAUUCUCUUUCUCUCUCCGGCCAUGAAAAUUGGGGCUUAGGGUUUGAUCAAAUUCUAGAUUCUUUCCAACAAUGGCUACUUGCUCUCUACCUAUUCCGGAACUCACCUUUCUCUCACCGCAAACCACUCCCAAACGCCGCCUUUCUGUUUCAAGAGUUUCUCUUUCUAAAAUCUCUCUCUCCGGCUACCCGAGGUGUGGUAUUCAGUCCCGAAUCAGAGCGAUUAAAGAGGACGGCCUUGUAGUUGAAGAAAGGGAAGCCGAAUUGAUCAAGAAAGUGAAUGGCGUGGAGUUGAGUGGAAAUGGAGCUGGUGUUAGUACUAGUGGUAGCAGUUACGGGAGCAAUGGCUCAGUGAAGAAGUACUCGAAUGGCAGUGUGAAUGGGGUGAGUAAUGGGAGCUUGGUGAAGUUCGUGAAUGGCAAUGGCGUGGCAGCGGAAGUGGUGGAAGAAGUUGAAGUUUUGGAGUCGAAGGAGGAAGGAAGGAAGAAGAAUAUUGAAGAAAUUGGAAAGGAAGAUGCGUGGUUUAAGCGAACAGGGCAACCAAAAGUCGAGGUUUCUGUUGCACCUGGUGGCCGUUGGAGUAGAUUCAAAACUUACUCGACAAUUCAGAGGACCUUGGAAAUAUGGGGAUUUGUUCUAACAUUCCUCAUAAAGGCUUGGUUGAACAAUAGAAAAUUCACUUACAAAGGGGGAAUGACAGAGGAAAAGAAAACCUUGAGGCGUAAGGCCCUUGCCAAGUGGUUGAAGGACAACAUUUUGAGAUUAGGUCCAACAUUCAUCAAAAUUGGCCAGCAGUUCUCCACAAGAGUGGACAUUCUUGCUCAAGAAUAUGUUGAUCAGUUGUCAGAACUUCAGGAUCAAGUUCCUCCUUUCCCAUCAGAUACAGCUAUUUCUAUUGUUGAAGAAGAACUUGGUGCUCCUUUGAAAGAUAUAUUUGAUCGGUUUGACUAUGAACCAAUAGCCGCUGCUAGUCUUGGUCAGGUCCACCGUGCAAGAUUGAAGGGACAGGAAGUUGUUGUUAAAGUACAGAGGCCUGGACUGAAGGAUCUUUUCAAUAUUGAUCUUAAGAACCUGAGGGUAAUUGCAGAAUAUCUUCAAAAAAUUGACCCAAAGUCUGAUGGUGCGAAGAGGGAUUGGGUUGCUAUCUAUGAUGAGUGCGCAAAUGUCUUAUAUGAGGAGAUUGAUUAUACCAAGGAAGCUGCUAACUCUGAACUAUUUGCAAGUAACUUCAGAAACAUGGAUUAUGUUAAAGUCCCAACAAUAGUAUGGGAAUACACUACACCACAGGUUCUGACAAUGGAGUACGUCCCAGGGAUCAAAAUUAACAAGAUAAAAGCUAUAGAUCAAUUGGGCAUUGAUCGGCAAAGGUUGGGUCGAUAUGCUGUUGAAUCAUACUUAGAGCAAAUUCUGUCUCAUGGAUUUUUUCAUGCCGAUCCUCAUCCUGGAAAUAUUGCCGUGGAUGAUGUCAAUGGUGGAAGAUUGAUUUUUUAUGAUUUUGGAAUGAUGGGAAGUAUCAGUCCAAACAUUAGAGAAGGUUUGCUGGAAACAUUUUAUGGAGUUUAUGAGAAGGAUCCAGAUAAGGUCCUUCAGGCAAUGAUUCAGAUGGGUGUUCUUGUGCCUACUGGAGAUAUGACAGCUGUGAGACGAACAGCACUAUUCUUUCUUAACAGUUAUGGUGAGCGUCUUGCUGCACAGAGAAAAGAGAAAGAAAUGGCAACAGCGGAACUUGGGUUUAAAAAGCCCUUGAGCAAGGAGGAAAGGAUAGAGAAAAAGAAGGAAAGGCUUGCUGCAAUUGGGGAAGAUUUAUUAGCAAUUGCAGCAGACCAACCCUUCAGAUUUCCUGCAACAUUCACAUUUGUUGUUAGAGCAUUUUCAGUAUUGGAUGGGAUUGGAAAGGGUCUUGAUCCUCGAUUUGAUAUUACUGAGAUUGCCAAGCCCUACGCACUGGAAUUGCUAAAAUUUCGUGAAGCUGGAGUUGAAGUCAUUCUAAAGGACCUCCGAAAUAGAUGGGACAGGCAGUCUCGUGCAUUCUAUAACUUAUUUAGACAGGCUGACAGAGUUGAAAAGCUUGCUGAAAUUAUUCAAAGAUUGGAGCAAGGCGAUCUGAAACUUAGAGUUCGGACUUUGGAAUCUGAGAGGGCAUUCCAGCGGGUUGCAACAGUUCAGAAGACUGUAGGAAAUGCAGUUGCUGCUGGAAGCCUAAUAAAUCUUGCAACGAUCUUGUAUAUUAAUUCCAUUCGAUUUCCUGCCAUUGUAGCAUAUGUCUUCUGUGCAUUUUUCGGCCUUCAGGUUCUCAUAGGCAUCAUAAAGGUAAAGAAGUUUGAUGAGCGGGAGAGGUUGAUAACGGGAACUGCUUAAACAAUUGUGAUCCAGCUCACGGUUUACAAGUCAACCUUCUGAUCCUCGAAGAGAAUUAGGAUCUUGGGAUUACUGUAACACGGUACUUCUACCAACAAUAUGAUUCUGAACUUCCAGCUCGCAGGUUUGUGAUGCAUGUUUAGAUCCCGAACACGGGCUGUUCAUCCGAAGUUUAAUAAGUGUUGGUUUUAUCCCUUUGUUAGGUUAGGUUGGCUAUUGCCAUUUUGUUGCCAUUGUCCCAAAUUCAUGUCUCCAAAUGAAGAUAUGUCGUCAUUUUUCAGGUUGAUGACUGUAUAGGGCAGCUUGUAGCCCAAAUGUAGAGUUCUUUGUAACAAUCUUGUAGCUAAGAGCCUGACAAUGGCAGUCUGGUCUCCCAUCAAAAUUUGACGCGGUCGAAUGUGCAUAUUUGUUGUAUAAUGUUGUAUCAUGUAGAGUUUUUGUUUUCUUUUUCUAUA